AUGAUUGUUAUCGACGAUGGACCUGAUUUGCAUCCUCCUGAAAUCAUGGACGAAAUCGGUCAUUUUCCGAACAUGACAUACAUCAUAGGUGAUAGAGAGGACCUGGGUAUCAGUGAGGGCCGGAACAUAGGGGUGAGAAUGGUCAAAACUAAAUAUUUCAUAAAUUUAGAUGAUGACUAUGUUGUGUCUGAGCACACGGACAUGCCCAAGAUGUUAGAAAUGUUGGAUACAACGGACCUUUCCCUGGUUGGAGGAAAAUGUAAAAGGAAUUUCGCUGGAUUCAUGGAAUUUCGCAAUGAUAAGGAAACUGGCAAAUCAGCCCUGAUGUACUAUCCUGGUUCUUGUACGGUUAAGAGCGAGGAGUUGUCAUCCUAUCCCGGUUGUUACCGAUGUGAUCUAACAGCUAACGGCUUCAUGGCAAGAACACGGGACAUUUUAGAUGUGGGCGGCUGGAGCAAAGAGGUAAAGAUAGGAGAACACAAGGAUAUUUUCUUGAGGCUUAAAGCUGCAAGAAAAAAAGUCGUGUUUUGUGAAAACUGUAUAAUUCAAAACGUGCACUCGGACAAGGGAGUUGAGCUAAAUGAUGAAAUUGAAAAUUCGUUCAACAAAAAAGCUUACAGAAAGCUGCGAUACAGGAGAAAACAGCAAAUGGGUCAUAUAUUUCUCAACCAUUGGAAUGUUGAUAAGUUAAUUGAAAUAGAAAACAAAACAAAUCCUCGUACAUGGGAUUGA
Molecule: messenger RNA, 732 nt
Organism: Bolinopsis microptera
Lineage: Eukaryota; Metazoa; Ctenophora; Tentaculata; Lobata; Bolinopsidae
Product: beta-1,4 N-acetylgalactosaminyltransferase 1-like
Exons: 1
Coding region: 1-732 (243 amino acids)
Source: RefSeq, a predicted model, not a curated record